GAAACCCAGGUACCCCAAAUUCAAAAGAAAUGAAUUAAACAAAUGAGCUUUGUCAAUCGGGUUAGGUUUUUCCCUUUUCUCAUAAUGGGAAAACAUGAAACAAUCACAUUAUUUAUACAAGGAGAAUUUCUUAAGAACUAUUUUCCGAAUCAAUAUAAUCUCAUGAAACACUAAAUGUUUCCAUAGAAAGCGAGGGCCAAGGUUGUAGUAUUUUACAGUCAUUUCAUUUCUUAACAAAAUUAUUGCUUUCAAGAAAAGAAAGAGAGAGGAAAGCCGCCAUUGUUGAAUCUUUUGACUGGAGAUGGUGUCGUGAGGUCUCCUUUCUUACGCUCAGGGACUGCGUUUCUUCAGGAUGUUUUCUCCAGCUCCUCCUCCUCCUCCUUCCUCGUCUUGACUUCUUCUUCUUCUUCUUCUUCUUCGCCACCCUACGGACUCAACACAACCCCAGAAUCAAUGGCGAUCCAGCUUUAUGUCUUAUUUUCAGUCCUUUCUAUUCUUCUGCUGCUCCCAACUUCAACCAUGGGGAAGCCAAGAGAUCAAACUGUGAAAGUGAUGUGCGGGAAAGAACUCGAGCACAACACCACGGCCUACGUCCCUAACUUUUUUGGUUCCAUGGAAAAAGUUAGACAACAGAUCCGAACUUCAGGAUUUGGAACGGCCGGCACAGGAAUAGGACUUGAUGCCAGCUAUGGGCUUGCCCAAUGCCAUGGAGAUCUCUCCCCCCUCGAAUGUGUGCUGUGUCAUUCUCAAGCACGUACAGUGCUUCCCCAAUGCUUCCCUUUCAAUGGCGGCCGAACUUUCAUCGAUGGCUGCUUCAUGAGGUUCGAAAACUAUAUCUUUUUUGAUGAAUAUAAAGGACCCGAAGACACUGCAGUUUGCGGGAACUUGACCCAAAAUGACCCCAACUACAGACAAGCAGCCAAGGAGGCAGUGAUGCAAGUAGUCAAUGUUGCACCAGGCAACAGAGGCUUUGCGAAAGCUCGAGUGGCUGUGGCCGGGAGAGCAAAUGAGUCCGCCGCUUACGCUCUGGGUCAGUGCUGGAGAAGUUUGAACCGCAGCUCUUGCAGAUUAUGUUUGCAAAUCGCCUCUGCUUCAAUGUUGUCAUGUUUACCUGUAUCGGAAGGGCGAGCACUGAACACAGGCUGCUUCAUGAGAUACUCGAACACAGACUUCCUCAAUAAGGACAUAAAAAAUAGUUCCAGAGGUGCCACAAGAACCGAAUUGAUAGUUUCGGUCCUGAGUUCUGUUGUUGUUUUGAUAAUCGGAGGAGCAAUUGGUGCUUAUAUCUGGAAGCACAGAUAUAUACAAAAUAAAAGAAAAGGAGGUUCAACUGAUGUGAAGAAGUUAGCAAAAACUCUUCAAGAUAGUAACUUGAACUUCAAGUACUCCACCCUUGAAAAAGCUACCAACAAUUUCAGCCUCGAUAACAAGAUUGGACAAGGGGGGUUUGGCUCUGUUUAUAAGGGAACUCUACCUGAUGGAAGAGAGAUUGCUGUUAAGAGAUUCUUCUUUGAUAACAGACAUAGAGCAGCAGAUUUCUACAAUGAAGUAAACAUGAUCAGCAGUGUCGAACAUAAAAAUCUUGUAAGGUUGCUUGGAUGCAGUUGUUCUGGACCUGAAAGCCUACUUGUUUAUGAAUUCCUACCAAACAAGAGUCUCGAUCGCUUCAUUUUUGAUACCAAGAACAGUAAAGCUCUUGAUUGGGAUAAGAGAUUUAACAUCAUCAUUGGAACAGUUGAAGGUUUAAUAUAUCUACAUGAAAAUCCAAAGAUCAAAAUUAUACACAGAGAUAUAAAGGCCAGUAAUAUCUUGCUGGAUCAAAAGCUCCAGGCGAAAAUAGCAGAUUUUGGAUUAGCAAGGUCUUUCCAAGAAAAUAAGAGCCAUAUCAGCACCGCUGUUGCAGGAACCCUAGGAUAUAUGGCUCCGGAGUAUCUAGCUUAUGGUCAGUUAUCAGAAAAGGCUGAUGUCUAUAGCUUUGGAGUACUUUUGUUAGAAAUUGUUGCAGGAUUGCAAUACAAUGGCAUUCAAGUCUCCGGAAACAUUGAAAGUCUGGUCACUGCUAUGUGGAGACAUUUCCAAGCAGGCACAGUUGAGAGGUUAUUUGAUCCAAAUCUCAACCUUCAGAAUCACUACAACAAGAAAGUAAAAGAUGAGGUAUUGAGAGUGGUGCACAUAGGGCUCUUGUGCAUCCAGGAGAUUCCUUCUCUACGACCAACAAUGUCGAAGAUAAUGCGAAUGCUGACAAUGGAGGAGGAAGAGCUCCUUCCUCCACCCACCAAACCACCCUUCAUGGAUGAGAUGACCAUGGAACUUGAUGACUCAUGCAAGGACUCGCGAUAUUAUUCCAAUACGGAGGGCCCUUCUUCAACUGCUACGGUCAGCCAUAGUGCUUUUUAUCCCAGAUAACAACCAUAAACUGUGGACCCCUCUAAAGCUCCCAACCCUACAAAAGCAUCCUCAAGAAUAGAAGUGGCUUGCAUUCCUCGCAUAAAUGGUCUCUUGAAAGCCACGAAGAGAAAGGAUCCAUUAGCCAGAGGGUAGCCACCACUAAGCUUUCAAACAAACUGACAUUUGUAGAUAUGGUGAAGAGAUAAUAAGUUCCAAAAGGCCAGUCGAGUUGAGCUUAACAGGAUUUGAUUUUGAGUUCUUCAAGAUUUUAGCUUCUCAAAACUCCAUUAUGUAUACAUCCACUUAAUUAAGUUUCGAUGUUUAUUAUCCAGAGUUGGGCAGAGUGGCAAAAAGAAACUAUAUGUUGAGUUAUAAUGUCUUCAUUACAUUUACCACAGAAAAAAUGUACUAGAAUUUGGAUGAUUUUGUUA
Molecule: messenger RNA, 2819 nt
Organism: Cucurbita pepo subsp. pepo (vegetable marrow)
Lineage: Eukaryota; Viridiplantae; Streptophyta; Magnoliopsida; Cucurbitales; Cucurbitaceae
Product: cysteine-rich receptor-like protein kinase 2
Biological process (GO): protein phosphorylation
Molecular function (GO): ATP binding; protein kinase activity
Source: RefSeq, a predicted model, not a curated record